AACACAAAUCAUAUAAGAAUUUGAGUUAAAUAAUUAACAAUGGGUCCCACCUAGAUCAAACUUUUCAUGUUGAAAAAAAAAAAUCUACUAAAUAAAAUGGCCAAGUCCCAAAAACCAUCGGUGCAAUAAUAUAUUCAUUCAUUUUUCUCCUUUUAUCACUCCUGUCUUUCUCCCUCUCUGCUGUCUUCUCAGCUUUUGCAAUUAAUAACAUCACACCAUUUCCUUCUUGUUCUUCCACACAACACCACACGCCUCAUUCAACCUUUUUCUAUGCUCUCAUUCUCAAACCUCUUUCCUACUUUUUCUAACAAAGCCGGUUUCUUUAUCCAUUCAUAUAGCUUACGGCAAAUUUCGCAUUUGACCGAGUAAAAAAGGAGCUAGUUUCCAACAGCAACAAGGUGUGAAUUUUUUUAAUAGUGAAAGGAUCUUUGGAAUCAGGAUUGUUUACUCAAUUGACUAAGUUUGGAAUCUCAGAGUUUUUUCAAGUGAGAUCUAUGGUACAAAAGUAAUGAACAUAGCAUGAUAUUCAUCUAAAGUGUUUUUCUUUCUGGAACUGAGAAAAUGGGGUGUUGUGUCUCAACAAGCAAUAAAAGUAAUGACGGUUCGCAUAUUCCAUCUUGUCUUGAAAUCGGGUUGUGUGGUCAAAAGAAAGCAAGAAGAACAUUCUCUGAUCAUGUUGUAUCUUUGAACAAGUUAGCAUCCUUACCAAACAGAAUAUUUAGUAAUGGAAAGAGUCGGUCUUCUUGUAUAUUUACGCAGCAGGGUCGUAAGGGUGUUAAUCAGGAUGCUAUGAUUGUAUGGGAAGAUUUUGUGUCAGAAGAUGCGAUCUUCUGUGGUGUGUUUGAUGGCCAUGGUCCAUACGGUCACCUAGUAGCGCGUAAAGUUAGGGAUGCCUUGCCCAUAAAAUUGCUUUCAUUUUUGGAUUCAUCUGAGUCGAGGCGAAAUGAAUCCAGUAAAGCUUUUUCCAAGGACAUAAAGUUUGAAAGUGGAGAAGCUGAGAAUAAUUUCUCUGGUGAGGAUGAGGUGAAUUCUAUGUGGAGAGAAGCUUUCAUGAAGGCAUACAAGGCCAUGGACAAAGAGUUGAAGUCUCAUGCAAAUUUGGACUGUUUUUGUAGUGGAAGCACAUCUGUGACUAUCGUGAAACAGGGUUCAAAUUUGUACAUGGGCAAUAUUGGUGAUUCAAGAGCAAUCAUGGGAUCCAAGGACAGCAAUGACUCGAUGGUUGCAAUUCAGCUGACAGUUGAUUUAAAACCUGAUUUGCCAAGAGAAGCUGAAAGAAUUAAAAAGUGCAAGGGUAGGGUAUUUGCAUUGGAAGAUGAACCAGAAGUUUGUAGGGUGUGGCUACCUUUUGAUGAUGCACCUGGAUUAGCAAUGGCUAGAGCAUUUGGCGAUUUUUGCUUGAAGGAGUAUGGUGUGAUUUCUGUACCUGAAUUUACGCACCGGAUUCUCACAGACCGAGAUCAGUUCAUUGUUCUUGCCUCGGAUGGUAUAUGGGAUGUUCUGAGCAAUGAAGAGGUUGUGGAAAUAGUAUCAUCAGCACCAAGUCGAUCAUCAGCAGCGAGGGUUCUGGUGGAAUCUGCCGCACGAGAGUGGAAACUUAAAUAUCCAACUUCGAAAAUGGAUGACUGUGCUGUUGUGUGUCUAUUUUUGGAUGGGAAAAUGGACUCAGAAGAAUCAGAUUGUGAUGAACAAUGCUAUUCUUCCGCAACCAUCCAAAGCAACAGACAUUCAGGUAAUCCAGUUGAGUCGGAUGAUGGUCAAAAGUCCGAGCCUUCUUUACAAAGGAACUUCACUGUGAGAACCUCAGAAUUUAAUGAGACAUGUAUAGGAGGAGGAAAAGGAGGAGAGUCUGUCGAUGUUGAAGAUGGAACAUCAUUAGCUGAAGAUCAAAACUGGUUAGGUCUAGAAGGUGUCACCCGAGUAAACUCACUGGUACAACUUCCUAGAUUUUCUGAAGAACGACCAAACUCUUGAAAUUUGUUUAUUCAGUUGAAACUCUUUGGUGUAAUGGUUAUAACAAUACGGUGAAUUCAAGAAGAAUUAUUUUUUUACUUGGUUAAUUACUUGUAGUAAAUGACGAUUAAUAUUCAGUUGUGAAAAA
Molecule: messenger RNA, 2101 nt
Organism: Medicago truncatula (barrel medic)
Lineage: Eukaryota; Viridiplantae; Streptophyta; Magnoliopsida; Fabales; Fabaceae
Product: probable protein phosphatase 2C 52
Exons: 6
Coding region: 562-1974 (470 amino acids)
Biological process (GO): protein dephosphorylation
Molecular function (GO): protein serine/threonine phosphatase activity
Source: RefSeq, a predicted model, not a curated record